Molecule: messenger RNA, 1813 nt
Organism: Linepithema humile (Argentine ant)
Lineage: Eukaryota; Metazoa; Arthropoda; Insecta; Hymenoptera; Formicidae
Product: myrosinase 1
Biological process (GO): carbohydrate metabolic process
Molecular function (GO): beta-glucosidase activity
Source: RefSeq, a predicted model, not a curated record
CUUUUUGUAGGAAGUUUGUCUACGUAUUGCGCUCCAUGUUAAACAGCGAUGUUCUUUGGAAACAUUGAAAUUAUAUUUAUUCUGAAUAUCUUUUUGAAUUACUUCUACAAUUUCGAUUAUGUAUCUUUCACGGCAUUUGUUACCAAUUAUAUCGGAUAUAAUGAUCCUAUGAUAUUUAAAUACGAAUUCCCUCAAACUGAAAUAAAACGGGCAAAUUUUCUUGCCAAUAAUGAAUUUCCGGAUAGUUUCCAUUUCGGCGUGGCUACUUCGGCGUAUGAAUGUGAGGGUGCAUGGAAUGUCACUGACAAAGGUGAAUCGAUAUGGGACUAUAUGACACAUUCGAAUUCAAGUUUAAUUUCCGAUCGAACUAAUGGUGACGUUUCUAGCGAUUUUUAUCAUUUGUAUCCAGACGACAUCCAAUUUGCAAGUAAUAUUGGACUUAAUAUGAUAAAAAUUUCAUUAUCCUGGUCCAGAAUAUUGCCGGAUGGUAAUAUCAAUCGCAUCAGUGAUAGCGGUAUAUCAUUUUACAAUCGAGUGAUUGAUGAAAUGCUCGCUAACAAUAUUACACCGAUGAUUUCGUUAUUCGAUGGAGACAUGCCAUAUUUUUUACAAAAGCUAGGUGGUUGGACAGAUCCUGAGAUAGUGGAUGUUUUCGUAGAAUAUGCCUCUGUUGCCUUCAUGUUUUUUGGAGAUAGAGUGAAAUAUUGGGUUACUAUAGCCGAACCAACUAAGAUAUGUCGGUUUGGAUAUGGUGGAAUAGAUAUUCCGGCCAUGAACAUGCCAGGCGUCGCGGAUUAUUUGUGCGGGCAUCAUAUGUUAUUGGCUCACUCUAAAGUAUAUGAAUUAUAUCAUCAAGAAUAUAAUCCGCAAGGAAAUAACGGAAAGUUAGGAAUAAUUAAUUACUACACAUGGUUUGUACCUGAACGAAAUACUUCGGAGCUUGAUGUAGCUGCCGCAGAAAGGGCGCAUAAAUUUUACAAUGAUUGGCUCACAUAUCCGAUAUUCAGUCAAACCGGUGAUUAUCCGGAAAUCAUGCAGUUGUUAAUAGAUUAUAAAAGUUAUAUAGCAGGUUUCCCUUUGUCGCGCCUUCCAGUUUUCUCACCCCCAGAAAUCGAAAGAAUUAGAGGAUCUGCCGAUUUUUUAGGAAUUAAUUAUUAUACCGCAACUUCAGUGGAAGAUUAUAAUGAUGACACCAAACCCGUAUCGUUUGAUAAAGACGCAGACAUUCGCCAGGUCGAGACCGAUCGUUGGAUCGGCGAAACGAAAAUUAAGAUCACGCCAUGGGGAUUAACGAAAUUAUUGCAUCGUUUGAAUAAUGAUUAUUUGUUGCCUGAAAUUUGGAUCACAAACGGUUACGCAGAUUCCGGCAGUAUUAUGGAUUGGGGAAGAGUAGUUUAUCAUCACAAAUAUUUAAAAGCGGUUUUAAAAGCUAUGCAAGACGGCAUUGACAUCCAGGGUUAUCUGGUCAAAUCCUUGACAGAUGGUUUUGAAGAAAUGGAUGGAUACAAGAUGAAAUUCGGCUUAUUUCACGUUGCCUUUAACACUAGCGAUCGUACAAGAUUGUUUAAACUAUCUACGGUUUUAAUAAACGACGUUGCCAAGACGAGAAUAAUAAGACCGUUAAAAGAGGUCUAUGCAGAUAUAGAGAAGUUUGCAAAACAAUUGGAAAUAAGUAAAAUUGUAGAAUUUAUAGUAGAAUUUGAACAAUGGGAUUCUGCUUUAUAUCCAUCAUUUUAAAGUGGCUUGAUAUAUAAUUACAGUUUUUAUUGCAAAAGUUUAAGUAAAACUAUAAUUGUAUAUUAUAUACCACGAA